Molecule: messenger RNA, 2266 nt
Organism: Betta splendens (Siamese fighting fish)
Lineage: Eukaryota; Metazoa; Chordata; Actinopteri; Anabantiformes; Osphronemidae
Gene: aplnr2
Product: apelin receptor 2
Exons: 2
Coding region: 614-2020 (468 amino acids)
Biological process (GO): immune response; G protein-coupled receptor signaling pathway
Cellular component (GO): membrane
Molecular function (GO): G protein-coupled receptor activity
Source: RefSeq, a predicted model, not a curated record
GGUAUCGACAGUCAACACAGCUGUGGGUUAACGUCCAUUUUUACAUUACUUUGGUUUAAAGUCGUGGUUGUCCCUGUGUGUGUUUGAACAUGUGAGACACUGAGGACAAUGGUUCCGAUAGGCACAGAGACUACGAGCAGCCCUGAGCACCGGGGCAUCUAUUGGUGAGUGUGUUUGCGUGUCUCGGGUUUGUGGGGGCAGUUAUUGUGUCUCGUGGGAGGUGCGUGUUGUUUUUGGGGUGGUUUGUUUGCAGAUCUCGUAACUCUGCCAGGGUGGUCUGCUUUGGGAAUAAGAGAAAGUUUCUGGUUGUGUGUAUUGACAUUUAUGUUUGUGCAUGUGUUGGGUGGGCGGGUGUGUGUAGAGGACAGUGCUUUAUAUGCAGCUUUAAGGGGAAGACACAGCUUCCACAGCUUCCACAGCGCAGACGAAGAGACAGAGAGAGGACAGAAUGAGAAGAAGUCUGAGUUUAACCAUCAGACGGGAGUUUGUUCACGUUGGUGAAGUAGCCUGAGAAUCAAGACACAGAAGAAAUCAGGGAGGACAAACCUCUGCACAUUUAGUGCUUUUAAUAUAAAAGCCAGUGGAUGUAGAAACAGCAGAGCUGGAUCUACAGAUGUCAGACACAGACCUCCUCGCCUCCCCCUCCUCCUCUCCUUCUCCCCCUCCCCUCUUCCACUGUGAUUACACUGACUGGUCUCCCUCCUUCUCCAUCAUCCCGUCCGUCUACCUGCUGGCCUUUUUAGUUGGUUGCCUUGGCAACGGCCUGGUGCUCUGGGUCUACGUGGGCCGAGCCGAGGGGAGAAGACGAACGAGGGCUGGGGAUGAAAGCAGGAAGAAGAUUGGACACGUGUGUUUUUGCUGCAUCAGAACCAGUCAGGCGACGGUUGCCGGAGGUGGAGGAGUGAACCAGGAGUCAUUUCGUCAGAAGAAAGGAAACAGAUAUUCCUUAGGACAAAACAACAGACCCUCCUCCCAGUCCUCCAGCUCUUCCUCUCCUCCUCCCUCCAUCCCUCGCUCCUCCCGCACCCUCACUGACUCCCUGAUAGCCAGCUUAGCCCUAGCAGACCUCUGCUUCCUCGUGACUCUGCCGCUCUGGGCCGUCUACACAGCCAUAGGCUACCACUGGCCUUUUGGGCAGCCCCUCUGCCAAAUCAGCAGCUUCCUCACCGCUCUCAACAUGUACGCCAGCGUGUUCAGCCUGAGCAUGCUCAGCGUGGAGCGGUACUGGGUUCUGACCGGACGCCACCCCCCCAGCCACCAUGCCCCGCACAGCUUCCCCAGCAGGGCGCUCUGGGUCCUCGGGGGAGUGUGGGUCCUGGCCGGGGUGCUGGCGCUGCCCGGUUUGCUGCUGCGCUCUGUCCAGGAGGUGGAGCUGGACUCGGACUCUGGAGAUGGUUCUGGAUCAGUACUUCUGUCCUGCCAGAUGGAUUACUCCUUGUUAAUAGGGGCAGAGGUGGAGGAGGCCGACAGGGAGAGGGCUGAGAUGUGGUGGACGGCCGCCUUGAGUCUCAAAUCAACCUUAAUUGGCUUCGUGCUGCCUCUGGUCAUUUUACUGGUCUGCUACUGCUCCCUGGCCCAGUUACUGAGCAGACAUUUUGGAAAGGGCCCUCGUCCAGACCGCAGGCGCCAGCGCCGGCUCCUCAGGGUUAUCGUGACUUUAGUGAUGGCCUUCUUCCUGUGCUGGCUGCCGCUGCACGUCAACAAAACCGUGUCCAUGCUGCUGGAGUUUGGUUUCGUGCCCUACUCCUGCCCUUUAGACCAGGUUUUACUCGCCGCUCAGCCCUACGUCACAUGCUUGGCCUACCUCAACUCCUGCCUGAACCCCGUCCUGUACGCUGCCUGCGACCCGUCGUUCAGGAGGAAAUGCAGAGGAGCUCUUCUCGUGUUCUGUAGGAAAGUAGAGGAGGAGUCAGCGGAUGAACGAGGGGAAGAGAAUGAGAAAAUGAGCUCAGCUCUUCCUAGAAGAAUGCAGGAGGAUACAGGGGACAGGACCGAGGAGGACAUGGUGACUGAAGGCUGAGAGAUUUCCCACAAACUUUCCCAUGUGAACCAAGCCACCACCACUCUGCUUCUAAUAUUUACCUUGUUUAUUAAUUUCUGUUGCACUAUUGUGAAUGUUAUUUUUGAAUAAAAUCACAGACUGGGUUGUUUAUUCAAGUGACAUUUUUGCUUUGGCUUCCUACAGAUAAACUAGACAGAAACACAACAAACAGGCAAUCCUUACAAAUAAAAAUAUAAUCAAGUCAAUAAAUUUAUGUCACAAAGA